Molecule: messenger RNA, 3030 nt
Organism: Talaromyces rugulosus
Lineage: Eukaryota; Fungi; Ascomycota; Eurotiomycetes; Eurotiales; Trichocomaceae
Exons: 2
Coding region: 1-3030 (1009 amino acids)
Molecular function (GO): microtubule binding
Source: RefSeq, a predicted model, not a curated record
AUGACGCGUCCGUAUACCACGCGACGCUCUCACCAGCCCCCAGCAUCCAUUGGCGGCGAUUCCACCAUGUCCGACUUUGACCCAGAACACGAAGCCAUGGUCUCGACUAGACAGCUCGACCACAGCGAUAGGCUGCCAGAGAUCCCCGCCUCUCUUCGCACAACACCGCGAGGCAAGUCCCCGGUCCUGGACCCAGAAUACACCGUCGACACGUCCACCAUCCAACACACAUUCCCCCAAAUAUCAGAUGUCGAGUCCUCUGGAGACGACAUAACGGAUGAGUUCUCCAUCGAAGUCGGCCGUGGAAUAAAGAAACAACAUCAGUCGCUUCACAGGGUUGACGAUUCUCGCAACUCAAUGCUCAGCAGCAUUGGGAACCCCAACAUUCGUUCCUCUUCUCCUGCGAUCAAACUCGACUUUCCCGCUACAAGCACACCGCCCCGGUCGGCUCUGCGUAAUGCUAAGCGCGCUGCCGCGGCUGAGGGUAGCAAUUUGCGCAAAGAUGCCCAGAUCAGACGCGCAAGCCAGAUGCAAAAGGAAAAUGUCGACCCUCAGCCGAGUCGCGUCAGGAACUUGUCCGGCAUUCCUACAGAAGCUCGCCAUACCCUGUCUGAAAUGCAUAUCAUGGCUCGUGAUGCAUACGAUGGCUCUUUUAUUGGCGAUGAGCGGCCUAGGAAUAUCUCGGUCAACACACGCACCACUCGUUUUGGAAAUGUCUCGAGUCAAGUGGCAGCUGCCAUGGAAAAUGCCCAGCGCGAGGGCCAGCUAAAGGAGUCUCGUCGCGGUAAACACUCUAGCUCGAGUCACCCACCCGCGAACCCUACUUACACGUUUGAUACUGCGAAUUCGUUUCUGCUCCCUGACAUCCCAAACAUUUCUGAGCUCGUAUCUGGCGUGUUGGAAGAUGGCACCCCCGUCUUCCCACGCCAGACGAGACCUCGUACGACCCGAUUCGUUUCACCUCCUGUAGAAGACCACGAUGCAUCCCAUCAUCACGGCCAUAUUCCUUUGGAGGCAGUUCCUAUUCCAGAGGAUGAGAAAGUGCUGUUUGUUUCUUUGAAGCUUUUGCAGGACAAGGUGGCUGAUUUGGAAUUUGCCAAGUCAGAGACGGAGAGGAAAUUGGAUGAUGUCCGUCAGGAGAAUCACAUUUUGAGGUCAGAGAAGUCUCGACGACAAAAGGAACAGCACGACCGGAUGAAGAUGUUUGGCGGCGACGAAGCCGAAGGAAGGAGCAGCGGCGCAAGAUCGCUGCAUGAGAAGAAUAAACUCGAAGCAACAACUUUGGCACUGCAGAACAAACUUGAUAUUGCCGAGCGAAAGAUUCAGGUUCAUGAAGGAGCGCUCAAGUCUCUUAGUCACGAACGUGACUCGGCCAUAACGCAACUCGGAGUCGCAUAUCUCAACACGCAGGAUGUCAGGAGGGAAAAUGAGACUCUGAAACAAGAGAACACCGAUCUGAAAUCUCGACUUGUGACAUUAACCGCAUUUGCUCGACAAUUUGCCGGAAACGACACCGAGACUCACCAGUCGCUCACUAGGGGCUAUCUGGAUACAGAGAAUACCGAUGAAAACGAGGGUCUCACUCAGAGAACGUCUGAUUCGGUACAGUCUCAAGGGAAAUCCACCAAGGAGCAACGCACCCGUACUCAAACAAUACGUGAUGAGCAACGCGGUGGAAUCUCUGGUCAGAUUGAGAAGGAAAUGCUAAAAAUGGCCAAAGAACGCGAAGAAGAAGACCUCUUUUCUCUCAACCUAUCUCGACCCAGCCAGGCAAAUGCCAAAGGAACUCAAUCUUCGCUUCGUUCAAAGGUGGAGAAAGUAGCAAACAAAAAGCCCAAUACUGGAAAGCAACGAAAACGUGUGAUAGUGGAGGAUGUCGAUACGACGGAAGUUGUGGAAGAUUUCUCAGAGCAAGUCAAAUCUCAGACAGGUGCAGCUGAGGAUUUCACUGUGCUCAGCUUUAUUGACGACCGCGAGAUCGCCCAAUUGCGUAGGCGGCUGGAAGCUGAACGGGCUGCACGCAAGCAGCGUCAGUCUAUAUCCAAAGACACAGCUGCAACUUCAUCUGGGAUAUCUAAGCGAGUUGUUUCAGACCCCCCGCGCAAGUCUUCUUUGAAAGAGCCAAAGGAUAAAUUCCCUCGCCCAUCUUCAGCUAUUGAUGAGACAAGCAUGACUGGCAAGACCGACUUGACCGAGUUUGAGGAACACGGUACUACGCGUCGACGACGUCACUCAGACCAUUCAGUUGCCAGCCAGCACCGUCUCCGAAAGCCAAUUCCUGAAUUGACUUCUGCCUUUAUUCUUCCUGACAUAACUCUACACCACGCAGACAUUGCAGCCCAAAAGCCAGUGCGCCUUUCCGAGUCUGCCCAAAAGGUUUUGGAUAACAUUGCUCGACAUGAUGGCAAGAACUGCACGGUUUGCAAGCGACUCUUGCCUGACGGAGUUACGCACGACCACGACCGCGAUGACACUCCGCGAGAAACAAUCACUGUCCCCAAGCCAAUUCCAGUAUCGGAACGUAUGCCAGAGCCUUCGGUUUACAAUGACGAGCCGACUAUGCGCCCUUCCCAGCCACCAGCCUUGGCACUAGCUACAGUUCUCAAGGGUCUCGAGGACGAGCUUUCUCACCUCAAGAUGCAGUUGACGACUGUGCAAAACGCAUACACAAAGCACGAUGCCUCGCUCAGCAAGCGGCAGAGAAAGUCUCUUUCUGCACGAAUUGAGACGCUUGUCAAGGAGAUCGAUACCAAGUCAGACCAAAUCUACGCGCUAUACGAUGUCCUCGAAGGACAGAAGCAAGACGGACACGAGAUGAACGAAAAGGAGGUAGAAAUUACCCUGCAGUCUAUUGGAAUCGAUGUCCAAGGCGGCAGACUGGCCGAUGUAACCGGCACUACCGACAUGUCCGCAAAGAGGACACAGCCACUGCAAGACUCAGACGACGAAGACGACGAGUUGCCAUGGGAAGGCAUCGAGAGCACUGGAGAAAUAACGGGACGCACGUCGGGAAGCCGCAGAUAUUUAUAA